This is a messenger RNA of Acanthaster planci (crown-of-thorns starfish), 3930 nucleotides long. Its product is annotated as transcription factor p65-like. Gene Ontology annotation, molecular function: DNA-binding transcription factor activity, RNA polymerase II-specific; RNA polymerase II cis-regulatory region sequence-specific DNA binding. Gene Ontology annotation, cellular component: nucleus; cytoplasm. The record is from RefSeq and is a predicted model, not a curated record. Lineage: Eukaryota; Metazoa; Echinodermata; Asteroidea; Valvatida; Acanthasteridae. Gene Ontology annotation, biological process: non-canonical NF-kappaB signal transduction; inflammatory response; canonical NF-kappaB signal transduction.
GAAUGGUUUCGAUUUGGCGAUUGUGCUGUGACGUGGAAAUUGGUACUGUUGGCGUGGACGUACGUGCGAGUUGUUUGAAUUGAGUGUGCGCUCGCGUUCCUCCACUUCGGUUUUGUACUUGACCGCCCAAAUCGAGACUUGUAAAUAUUUCUGUUUUAUUUUUCACCGUGAGUGGCUGAACAAAGCCUCAAUUACAAGAAGACGAAUCUAUGCAGAGCACUGGGAGCUCAGGUGCUAGUUUAAGUUUAGAACACAUAGAGCCCGGCUUACUGAGGGCAGCUGCUCCCAGCUCUGAAUCUAGCAAGCCUAGCACCAGUACCAAAGGAGGUCUCGACAUGAACUUUCUGGACUCGAUUUUGAUCACGGGGAGUAACGACUUCUCUACUGAGCCAGUUCUGGAGAUUACCGAGCAGCCCAAACAGAAAGAUCUGCGAUUCCGCUAUGAGUGCGAGGGACGGUCAGCCGGUAGUUUGCUGGGGGUCAAGUCGAACAGCGACCGCAAGACAUACCCGACUGUCAAGAUUAAGAACUAUGUGGGCAAGGCCAAGAUCGUAGUGUCUCUUGUGACGAGACAAGCUCCUCACCAGCUCCACCCAAAUGGACUGGUGGGAAAACCAUGUAAGAAUGGGAUCUGCACCAUCAUGGUAGAGAAUAACCAGAGGAUGACUGUCAGCUUUCCCAAUCUUGGAAUCCAAUGUGCCAAGAAGAAGGACAUCCAGGCUGCCAUAAAUGAGAGGCAGAGGCUCGGCGUCGAUCCCUUCAAUGAGUCGGCAGGGAGGGCCAAUGCCCAGUUGCCAAACGACUACGAGAUGAACAUCGUCUGUCUCUGCUUUCAGGCCUUCCUGCCCGACCCCAACCAGCCCUCGCAGUUCACCAGAGCCCUGCCUCCGCAGGUCUCUCAGCCCAUCUACGACAAGAAGGGGGCUUCCUUGAAUAUAUCACGAGUUGAUCGAAACAAUGGAACAGUAGCUGGUGGAGAGGAGAUGUUCAUUCUGUGUGAUAAAGUUCAGAAAGAUGAUAUUGAGGUCGUCUUUUUUCACGACGAUUGGGAAAGCCACGCCACUUUUGGACCUAGCGAUAUUCACAGACAGGUAGCAAUAGUGUGCAAGACGCCGCCUUAUGAAGAUCAAAACAUCCAGCAACCGAUCACCGUCCAAUUCAAGCUGAGGAGAAAAAGCGACAAAGAGACCAGUGAUCCCUUGGAAUUUAUCUACAGACCUAUUGAUAUAGAUGCUGAUGGUGUGGAAGCAAAGAGGCGGAAAAAAGCCCCACAUUUCCAUAGAUUUUUCAAAGAGCCAUCUUCUGUCAAACAGGAACCGUUUGACCCAACUCAGCCUAGUGGAAGCGUGAUUCAUCAACAACUACAUGUACAUCAACAACAGCUACAUCUUCAGCAAUUAGGGCCUCCUAACAUUGCACGUGCAUCAGCAGAUCAAGACGUGAGACAGAUUUUACGUAACAAGCUUGAACAAAGUUCAAAGCAAUCACAUAGACAGGAUUUGGAGGUUGAACAGCUGCCAAGAGUAUUUGCUCGCGCUGUCCGCACUGCAGCCUCAGGCAACCCAAAAAUCGCCAAGUUCUCUAAGGACUCCUCCACCUUCAGUUACAGUGACAGCUCCAACUUGUCCUCUGGCACGGUGAUCCAGCGAGGCACACCCGCCACUGCCACCACGGGGGCGCCCUUAACGCUGCCGCAGGACUCGGUGGCCAAUUGUGGCACAGUGCUGCCCUUCCAAGGCAUUACAGUGGACGCUACCCAGGGUGUUACAGUAGAAAUAAGCGACCAAGUGCUUGCAUACCAGCUGCAGUCCAACUCUGACCUAACCAACAUGGCUUCCACUUCGGACUUUGGACAGAACACACCCGCACAAGCUUUUGGUCAAGGUACCUCGGGCUCCGAAGGGACUAUUCCUUAUUUGAACCCAGAGGAAAAGUUAUUGCAGCAACUUUUGGAAGAGGAAAACCUAGCACACUUGCUCGUGGAACAGAACAUCAAUAUCGAGGACUUGAAUCCACCAAACUUGGAGGACCUAACAACACUUCAGGACUUUGAUCCAGCAACGCUGUCACUUACAAACGAUGGCACAGAUGGGAUGGAGGUUGAUCAGGGUUUGAAUAAUUUUACCUUGGAGAAUAACGUCAAUGACUCGGUCUCAAUACCGUAUAGUCACAGCGUGGAGUUACCGAUAGAAAAUGACAGCCAAGUUCAUAACUUUAAUGGAAAUUGUGAUCAAAAUGGAUAACGGGGUAUGUAAAAUCCAAUUGUGGGUUUUUUGGGGCGGUCUUUUUUUUUUGGUGCAGUAAAGUUUUUUCUUUUGUCAAAGUACUGGUAGUGUGUACCAUCGAAUAUUGCAUGCUUAUAACAAAAUUCAUAUGCUGAGUUACUGUUACAAGUAUUUAAACUGCGAGCUAACAAAAACGUACUCUUGUACAGUUUCUUCAAAAUGUCGUUGGGGCAUUCUCCAAUGCAGGCAUUAAGUUCAAGGUCAGAAGUUUUUUUUUGGCAUUAAAAUUUCAUCAAGUCUUCAUUUUAACCCUGGCAGUCCAAGCCAGUUUGAUGCACUAUUCCAAACUUUGACACCAAUGGCAACGUUUUUGGUACAUACAUUACAUGAACAUGUGGGUUAUUUGUCAACAUAUUUCAUUCACUGACAUUGUGUGUUUCUGUGCCAUAUUCUGUUUUUCAAAAACAAAACAAAACAAAACAAAACAAAAAAACUGGAUUUUUAAACCUGUAUUUUCCUCUUCAAACUUAAAUAUUCAUGAAACUGCGACUGUUUGCCUCCGUAUAGAAUGGACAUUUUUGUGCAUUGCAAGGGUGAAUCUUGUAUAAAUCAACAGAAUGUAACUUUUGUACUACUCAUAUUAGGAGAAAGUAGUUAAAAUGAAUACAAACUGAGGCCUUUCACCCUCUCCUGUUUCAUGUACUGUACAUGUAUGCAUGUGUAAUUACCUCUUGAUUUUCUACAACAUUACUGUACACUUCAGAUACAUGCUUGAGCAUGUUGAAAUUGCCACUGUAUAUUUGUACAUACAUGUUUGAUCACUUUGUACAGUUAUAGGGAAACUGAAAUGUCAACAAAACUGGAAGUAAUCAUUUCCUUUUUUUAUUUCUGGUCUUUGUUUAAUUGCGUAAUUUACGAAAUCUUGCCAAUGUUUGAUUCAAGAAAACAUUUCAAAGCAGUAGUUUGCUCACAUUUGGGGGAGGGGGUAGAACGGCUCUCUGCAUCGAUUUGCCUACCGUUAUGAAGUUGUUGGAAGAAUCUUUUGUGGAAGAAAGAAAUACUAGUCCUUACUAUCGUGCCGUGCAUGGUGAAUGUUUGCUUUUAUCAAGAUUUGCUGUUGAAAUCACGUUACAAAAUCAUGCAUUUCUCAGAUGAAGUACUUGUUAUUUAUUUACAUGUAUAAACAGACUUUAACCCUAGCUCUUUUGUGAGAAUUGGCACUGAAGUAUUUGGUCAAAAGUGUUCAAAACAAUAUUAAUUUCCUCAUGUGCAUGUCCUUGUAUCUUUGUACAAUUGCAGCCCAAGUUGCUUGUAACGUUGAUAGCAUUAGCAAUUCGAAAAAGGUCUUUUUGUUAAAAUGAAUAUAAAGGUUAACUAUACUGGUGUGUGCUAACCUUAGCUGUCUGUGUUGUGAAUCAUGACGCAAAUUUCAUCAAAGAUUUUGACUGUUAAAUCAUUUGGAUCAUGCUUCUUCUUUUUUUCAUUUGGCAAGAAUCGGUGUUUCCUAGAAAUCAAGCAAGAUUUCUUUCAAGUCAUGCUUUCUCUUUUUUUUAUUUUGAAGCAUAACACAUUCCUUUGAUUGUAUAAAGUGUACAUACAUGUACUUGAUAUGAAGUAUGAAAUAUUAGCCUUUUCUUUCAAUACACCUGUAAGUAUGUUUUGUUUGAAAGUGAAGGAUCUGUUUGCCCUAGUUUCAUCAACCAAA